UAGGUAAGUACUUAUGUUAAAGAAAUUUCUAACGAUGUGUUUUUAAACUUAGCUUUUAACAUAUGGAGACCAUAUUAUGCGAAAAUAGUGGCCUAUCUCGAUUUGAAGUAGCUGAUUAAAAAAUGGCUAUAAUAGCUGAGACAGGUUCAAAUAGAAAGAAGGCAGAGAUACUCGCGGUGACUUUCUCGUUGUUGGUGGCAAUGGUUAUGCUAGGCCUGAUUCUGUUGUUGUUCAUAAGGAAAAAGAAGAAGAAACUAAACCUCCAAGAAGAUUUUGAGCUUCCACAGUUUCAACUGUCGAUAAUAACAAGAGCCACAAAUAAUUUUUCAGUCAAUAACAAGAUUGGAGAGGGUGGAUUUGGACUUGUUUACAAGGGAAUGCUGGAAGAAGGACAAGAAAUUGCCGUGAAGAGACUCUCAAGGACUUCCAUGCAAGGACUUGAUGAAUUCAAGAACGAAGUUAUCUAUAUUGCCAAGCUUCAGCACAGAAAUCUUGUGAGACUUCUAGGUUGCUUCAUUCAAGGGGAAGAAAAGAUGUUGAUCUAUGAAUACAUGCCUAACAAAAGCCUGGAUUCCUACAUAUUUGAUCAAGCCAAGAAAAAGUUACUUGAUUGGCCAAAGCGCUUUGACAUCAUAAACGGAAUUGCACAUGGCUUAUUGUAUCUCCAUCAAGAUUCUCGACUAAGGAUUAUCCAUAGAGACCUUAAAGCAAGCAAUGUUUUGCUAGAUAUAGAAAUGAAUCCAACAAUAUCAGACUUUGGCUUGGCUAGAAGUGUCGCAGGAAAUGAGAUGGGAGCAAAAACAAGCCAUGUGGUUGGGACACAUGGCUACAUGUCCCCAGAAUAUGCAGUAGAUGGGAUCUUCUCUGUAAAAUCAGAUGUCUUUAGCUUUGGUGUUUUGGUGUUAGAGAUUGUGAGUGGCAAGAGAAAUAGAGGAUUUGUCCAUCAAGAUAACAACCUUAACCUUCUCGGUCAUGCAUGGAAGCUUUACAAAGAAGAUAGGUCCUUGGAACUAAUUGAUGAGCAACUAGCUGAUUCUUGCGAUAUUUCUAAAGUUCUAAGGUCAAUCCAAGUGGGUUUAUUAUACGUGCAACAACAUCCGGAUGAUAGACCAGGCAUGUUUUCUGUGGUUCAGAUGUUGGCUAAUGAUAGUCUACUGCCGAAAGCAAAAGAACCGGGAUUUUUCACUGAACGAAAUGUAGUUUAUGAAGCAAAAUUAGGAUCUCAUACGGGAAGUUCAAAAAAUGAAUUGACAAUCACAUCGUUAGAUCCUCGGUAGAGUACUGUGAACGGAAUAACUAUUACUGUAACAUAUAUUUAUAAAAUUGUACAAUAAAGGAACUUUUUCUGCAAAAGCACUAGCAGGCUAGAGUUCUCCUGGUGAAAUCGAAGAUAUUAUCCUAAACGAAACUAUACCGUUACAAAAUACCAUGCUUU
Molecule: messenger RNA, 1435 nt
Organism: Lycium ferocissimum
Lineage: Eukaryota; Viridiplantae; Streptophyta; Magnoliopsida; Solanales; Solanaceae
Product: G-type lectin S-receptor-like serine/threonine-protein kinase At4g27290
Exons: 5
Coding region: 123-1277 (384 amino acids)
Biological process (GO): protein phosphorylation
Molecular function (GO): protein kinase activity; ATP binding
Source: RefSeq, a predicted model, not a curated record